Candida albicans SC5314 is the source of this 1155-nucleotide messenger RNA. RefSeq lists its product as uncharacterized. Gene Ontology annotation, cellular component: cytoplasm. NCBI's taxonomy places the organism in Eukaryota, Fungi, Ascomycota, Pichiomycetes, Serinales, Debaryomycetaceae. Gene Ontology annotation, biological process: protein refolding. The coding region runs from base 1 to 1155 and encodes 384 amino acids. The transcript has a single exon. The record is from RefSeq and is a predicted model, not a curated record. Gene Ontology annotation, molecular function: Hsp70 protein binding.
AUGAAAGCAUCAUUUAUAAUAGGUAUACUAUUUUUUUAUUUAACAUCAUUUUCUAUAGCUAAAAAAGAUUUUUAUCAAAUUUUAGGAGUAGAAAAAUCUGCCAGUAAUAAAGAAAUAAAAUCGGUAUUUCGUCAAUUAACUUUAAAAUAUCAUCCUGAUAAAAAUCCUAAUGAUACUGAAGCUCAUGAUAAAUUUUUAGAAAUUGGUGAAGCUUAUGAAGUAUUAAGUGAUCCCGAGAAAAGACGUAAUUAUGAUCAAUUUGGUGAUCCUAAUGGACAACCACAACCACAAGGUGGUGGAGCACAUUUUGAUUUUGGAGAUAUGUUUGGACAAUUCUUUGGAGGUCAUGGACAUGGACAUGGUCAACAACAACGUCAACAACCAGGGAAACGUAAAGGGGAUUCAGCACAAUUAGGAUUAAAUAUCCCACUUCUGGAUUUUUAUAAUGGGAAAAUUGUGGAAUUUGAUGUUGAAAUGAUGAAUGAUUGUGAAUAUUGUGAUGGAACAGGAUCUAAAGAUAAACAACGUAAAGUAUGUGAUAGAUGUCAAGGAACAGGUCAUAUUACUGUGACUCAUCAAUUAGCUCCUGGUAUGGUUCAACAAAUGCGCAUGGCAUGCGAUCAAUGUGGAGGAAUUGGAAAAGUUGUUAAUGAUCCAUGUAAUCAUUGUCAUGGUCAAGGUAUAUCACGAGGUCCAAGACAUUAUGAAAUUUAUGUUAAACCUGGUCAACCUAGAGAUUCACCCCAUGUUUUGGAAGGAGAAGGUGAUAAAAAUCCAAAUUGGAUACCUGGUGAUUUGAUUGUGUUGUUAAAGGAAGAAUUGGACAAAAGUUGGGGUUAUAGAAGAAUUGGUAGUCAUUUAUAUCGUACUGAAGCUUUAACUUUGAAUGAAUCUUUAUAUGGAGGAUGGGAAAGAAAAAUUGCAUUUUUGGAUAAUGAAGAACCACAACUCACAUUGUCAAGAGAUCAAGGUAUUCCUGUAUUUGAUGGAGAAGUUGAAAUUGUUUCUGGUAAGGGUAUGCCAAUAGUAACUGAUCAUGAUGAAGAAGAAAGAUUUGGAGAUUUAUUUAUUGAAUAUAAGGUUAUUAUACCUGGUGGUGCUCCAAAGGGAAAAAAUUCAAAUUCAAAAAAAGGUGUAACAAAAGAUGAAUUAUAG